Molecule: messenger RNA, 2923 nt
Organism: Stegastes partitus (bicolor damselfish)
Lineage: Eukaryota; Metazoa; Chordata; Actinopteri; Pomacentridae
Gene: marveld2a
Product: MARVEL domain containing 2a
Exons: 7
Coding region: 449-2191 (580 amino acids)
Biological process (GO): bicellular tight junction assembly
Cellular component (GO): apical plasma membrane; cytoplasmic vesicle; bicellular tight junction
Source: RefSeq, a predicted model, not a curated record
AUAACACAAUAAACAGACACACUAAACACUUCUGUGGCAUUUUCUCUCUUUUCGCUACCUCUUUUGUGUCUUUGUGACUGUAAACUUUUAAAAAUUGUGUUAUAUUUACCUUCAGGAUCGUGUGUUUAUAAAACCACCAAGGAGCAAGUACAUAAUCCAGCGUUUAACUAAUUAAACUUAUUCUAUUGAUUGACAGAAAAGUAGAAGUAUCACUUUUUCUGACUUUUAUCAGGAAAAAAAUGCUAAAUAUUCACUGGCAGGUAAAUGAGACAGGACUGUGAAAACUUAGACAACUAGAGUCGAUUCACAUCUCUCACUGAAGAAUCUCAGUUUGGUGUUUUUACUUGAUGAAAGACUUUACCAAUCAAUAAAAUAUCAGAAUUGUUUUUUUCCAGUAGAUGAAUUGUCUAAGUGCCUGUUUAACAUUAUGUUAUGAUUGCAUGUGUGAAUGUUUUCAGGGACCAUCACCAUCCUCAUGUCCUAUGGAGGAGGCUUUUACGGACGCACUGAGCGUGUCCGCCAGGCGCCCCACUAUGACCAGGUUCCCCAAGGCUCGUUACCCCGAGCAGAUUCCUAUGACCUGGAGCCACUGAGAGAGCAGCGAGCGCCUCAUCUAGCUCAGAGCGCUGACCCUCUUCCACCUCCGCCGCUGCCCGAUCAGCCUCCGGUGGGCCCUGAGUUCGAUCCCAGUGGCAGCGAAGACGACCCCGACCAAGACCCUGACCCUGCGCUCGACAUCAAACCGGUCCACCGCUUCAUCCCCGACUCCUGGAAGAACUUCUUCAGAGGAAGCAACCGCAGCAGCAACAAGGCGUGGUCCAUGCCUGCCUCCUCAUACAACAACAACAACAGCACCUCCGAGGGAGUGCGCUGCUCCCCCCCACACUCCCCCGUUCCUGGAUCAUACCGGGAUCAUUAUGGCGGCUCGGGCGGCAGCUACAACUCACGCAAGGAGCUUCUGGAAGCACGAGACGGCCAUGAGUCCGUGUCGGGGCGCACCCACCACACUGGUCUGACCUACAGCGAGCGAGUGGAAGAGUACCAUCAGCGCUACGCCUACAUGAAGUCGUGGCCGGGGCUGCUGAGGAUUCUGGGCUGCGUGGAGCUGCUGCUGGGAGCGGCUGUGUUCGCCUGCGUCUGUGCGUACAUCCACAAAGACAACGAGUGGUUCAAUAUGUUUGGAUACUCGUCUCCUGGAGGAGCGUACGGAGGAGGUUUCUACGGCGCUGGGACAGGCGGAUCAUACUACACUGGCCCCAAGACGCCGUUUGUGCUGGUGGUGGCAGGGCUGGCCUGGCUGGUGACUGUGAUUGUAUUAGUGCUUGGAAUGACCAUGUACUACCGCACCAUCCUGCUGGACUCCUCCUGGUGGCCUCUGACUGAGUUCAUCCUUAACCUGGCUCUGGCGGUGCUCUACAUGGCAGCAGGCAUCGUCUAUGUCAGAGACACAACUCGCGGAGGGCUCUGCUCCUACCCCGUCUUCAACAACGGCAUCAACGGGGCAUUCUGCAGGACGGAGGCAGGCCAGACUGCAGCCAUUAUCUUCCUGUUCGUCACCAUGGUCGUGUAUCUGAUUGGAGCCAUAGUGUGUCUCAAGCUGUGGAGGCACGAAGCUGCUCGCAGAUACCGGGAACGUUACAUUCAGGAGAUGCAGCCCUCUGACAUGCGAGCUGGACAGUCAUUGAUGGUCCCAGCUUCUGGUCCAGCUCCCAGAACUCCAGAGCAGGUUCGGGGCUCCUCGGUCGUUCCCAUCCAAGCUGCACCAAAAGCUGCUCCUGCGAAGGUUUUACAGGGAACGAUACCAUCAGGACACAUCCCGAAACCCGUUAUUGUGCCAGACUACAUUGCUAAAUACCCAACGAUCCGGACAGAUGACGAGCGGGACCAGUACCGAGCUGUGUUCAACGACCAGUACGCAGAGUACAAAGAGCUGCACUCAGAGGUGCAGGCUACCCUCAAGAAGUUUGACGAGAUGGACGGCAUGAUGCGCACUCUGCCUCAGCACCCGACCAGCCAGAUGGAGGUGGAUCGCAUCAACAGAAUCCUGCAGGAGUACCAGAGGAAGAAGAACGACCCCACUUUCCUGGAGAAGAAGGAGCGCUGCGAGUAUCUGAAGAGCAAACUGUCGCACAUCAAGCAGAAGAUUCAGGAAUAUGAUAAAGUUAUGGAGUGGAACGAUGGAUACAGCUGAACCGCCGAGAUGUGUCUACGCUGCAACACAGAUGCUGAGCUCCUUUCAUCAGCUGAGCAGCAGCGCUAGCAGAAAUGACCAACUUAAUGUGGAGAGUGAAACCCAAACAAAAAAACAUUUGUGAUUUCAGACUGUUUUGGAGUUUCAGUCAUCUGGGAGAAACACUUCUAUCAGCAGUUUUAUAUUUCUAUGUUUGUGUUUGUUUGAGCACUACGAGACAGAAUGUUUGAUACUUAGAGGAAUAAUUUAACAUUUUGGGAAAAAAGAUUUGUUUACUUUCCAAAGAAGAGUUAGAUAAGAUGUGGAUCUGCUCUUAUACGUAGCCGGUUAGUUUAGAUUAGCACAAAGAAAGCUGUGACCACUUCAAUGCCACCUUCCCUCCCACUGCUCUCCAGUCUGUGGACAUAUAUUUUGUCCAUCUGGUCGAACCACUAAGGUUGUUGUGGUGGUUUAUAUGAUAGUUUUCUGUAGUUUUUAGCUGUCUGACACUGUAGCUGUUCCUUUAGGUCACUGUGUGCAGCCAACGGACUUCUUACUUGACCUCAAGUAAUGCUGCAGCUUUUCCUAGAUACUUUUGUCAGCAACCAUACAGAGGAAUGUCUGCAAGUCAUCAGUUGACCAAUCUGGUUUUGUGGGUUUACAGUUUUUAUACACUGGGUCAAGGGCUGCAAGGUGGCUCGGUGGUUAGCACCGUUACCUCAUAGCAAGAAUGCCACCGGUUUGCAUCCCGGU